UUCGAAGUAACUGCCAUCUAGUGGAUUCUUUUUCAUUCUUUCAUAGGAUGAGUUGGUUUCUUGUUUUUAGCAGAAAAUUUUGUUUACUUUUGUUGUUAUUAAAUUGGUGUUGAUAAUUUGCUGAGAAUGACAGCUAAUCGUUGGGAAGAGCUUCGGCGAGAGGCCAGACUUUUAGAGAACGAUAUUGAUUCAAAGCUUUUAGCUUUCUCUAAAUUUGCCUCAAGAGAUUCAACCAGUUCCUCUAGUGAAUCUGUUCCACUUCUUGAAGAUACAAACGAUGUAUUCGAAAGGAUUACCAGUGAAAUUGAAAGAUUAUUGAAAAAAUUAACCGACAUCAAUAACAAUAUGUCCGAAUAUACCAAACAGGUUCAGAAUUCAAGUGCAAUUUACACUGUGCAACGUCACCGGGAAAUUUUGAAUGACUAUUCCAAUGAAUUUAGAAAAACAAGAAGCAACAUGAUGGAUGUUAUCCAAAGGGAACAAUUGUUGUCCGGUAAUAAGAGAAACACUGAUUAUCCUUCCCUAUCUUCCACUAAUAAGAUAACCGACCUUUACCUGAAGGAACAAGAGCAUAUUAGAAAUUCAGAAAUAAUGAUUGAAGAGCAGAUUAAUAUUGCUUCAAGGACCAGAGAGAAUCUAAUCAACCAGAGGACUACAUUCAAAGCUUUCCAAACACAAAUGACAACCUUAGCCAAUCGAUUCCCUUUAAUCAAUAGUUUAAUUCACCGGAUAAACAUCCGAAAAAGGAAAGAUACGAUAAUCAUCAGUGGUGUAAUUGCUGUUUGCACUUUUUUCCUGAUCAUUUUCAUCUUCUAAUUUAAUCUGUAACGUGUUUUGACUUUGCCGUGAUCCCAAAUCAAGUCGAAGUGAUAAUCUUUCAAGUCUAAUUGCAUCGGAUCUAAUUCAAUACUGGUACUUGUCACCAACAAGGUUAUCCAAUUAAUCAACUAAAUUGAGAUUUUCCUUGUGAAAUCAUGAAGAUUGUCACUCUUAUUAACUAUUCUAAUCAACCAAAGACAUGGAAAAUAAAUUAACCGAAAAGAUUUAAUCAUCUUGGUAUCAUUUGGACACUAUUUCUAACGUUGUGAUUUGAAAAACGAUUGCAAAAGAAACUAUUAAGAAAAAGUCAAAAUCGUCACCGGAUAAUAAUCAAAGUUUAAUUUUUUUAACGUAUCAAGAAAACACAGAAAAAAACAGAAUUAAUGUUUAUUCAAUUUGUAUCACUGGAUCGAUGAUAAUUACUCGAUUUGUAGUAAUUAAUGUUGUAUGAUUUGCUUUCUCCCCAAAGACCUGAAGAAUUGCACUUAUUUAUAUCAUACAAAAAUAAUAAAAUCCAAAAGAAUCAUUUUUAAUUAAUAACAA
This is a messenger RNA of Panonychus citri (citrus red mite), 1362 nucleotides long. RefSeq names its product Golgi SNAP receptor complex member 1-like (gene Gos28). Lineage: Eukaryota; Metazoa; Arthropoda; Arachnida; Trombidiformes; Tetranychidae. The transcript has 4 exons. Gene Ontology annotation, cellular component: cis-Golgi network; Golgi membrane; Golgi medial cisterna. Gene Ontology annotation, biological process: endoplasmic reticulum to Golgi vesicle-mediated transport; vesicle fusion. Gene Ontology annotation, molecular function: SNAP receptor activity. The coding region runs from base 127 to 816 and encodes 229 amino acids. The record is from RefSeq and is a predicted model, not a curated record.